Messenger RNA from Dendroctonus ponderosae (mountain pine beetle), 2643 nucleotides. Its product is annotated as odorant receptor 83a. The record is from RefSeq and is a predicted model, not a curated record. The transcript is spliced from 9 exons. Gene Ontology annotation, biological process: sensory perception of smell; detection of chemical stimulus involved in sensory perception of smell. Gene Ontology annotation, molecular function: odorant binding; olfactory receptor activity. The coding region runs from base 642 to 1913 and encodes 423 amino acids. Gene Ontology annotation, cellular component: plasma membrane. Lineage: Eukaryota; Metazoa; Arthropoda; Insecta; Coleoptera; Curculionidae.
UCAUUCCCAAUUCCACAUUCAAAAGCCUUAAGAACUCGGCAAAAGAGCAAAAAUCAGCAAUAGCAACCGUUGGGCAAAGCGCUCCAAUCAAGCGUUCUUCCAUCCUUUCGGGCACCGAAACCUUGGAGGAACUGAAGCAAAUGCGCGAUUUGCUGCGCAAAACCUCCUAUGUACCCAAGCAGCCCCCUAGCAGACGCCCGACUAUUGAGAAAAUCAAAAGCGCAAUCGAGCAGGAAAAGCGCGUCCUCAUGGACGAGCGGGAGGCUCUGGAGAUCGUCAAAGAAGAGCUGCAACUGGUCGACACGUCCACUUCCACCACCACAGCAGUCAAAGUGAAGAGAUCCAAGAAAAAGAAGACAAGCAAACGCGAAAGCCCCAACAAGAGGAAGAUGGGCGGCAAAGUGAAGAUGAAGUUGGGCAAAGUCGACGUGGAAAUUCAAUGCUCCAUCGGCAAAGCCGCCUAGAUUUAAUUGCGCCCAAUGAAAACAUUUGCUAUUCCCUUGACAAACCGCGUUAAUAUAUUCCCUUUUUCACCCAAAUGCGAUAUGGAUUUUUAAACACUCCAACAAAGUGAAUACCUGAUUGCAACACUUGGAUAUAAAAGCGGCGAUUUCCAUCGGAACCCUCUGAAAGUGGGCAACAUGAUCAAACAGCCAUCGUAUGAGGUGUAUGCCACUGACUUUUUCUCGGUGAACCGAUGGAUUUUGAAGUGUGCGGGGCUCUGGCCGCCCAGCACCCCCAACAGAGUCGUUCGGCGCUUGUACCAGCUCUACACCAUUGGCGUGUUUCUCUUCGUGAACCUCUGGUUCACUGGUACCGAGUUCGUGUCGCUUUUUUACACCUACAAGAGCCAGUACGAGCUGAUCAAGAACGUCAAUUUCUUCCUCACUCAUUUCAUGGGCGCCGUCAAGGUGAUUCUUUGGUACUUCUACGGCCAUCUGCUCAGGGACAUCAUGAACGCGUUGGAGAGUCCUCAGCUGCACUAUGAGGGUUAUGCGGAUUUUAGCCCCCAUCGGAUUUCGCACCUUCAUAGGGCCAUCGGGCGCAGAUAUUCGCUGCUGUUCCUUUGCUUGGCCCACGCCACUCUCAUCUCCUCGUACAUCCCGCCCCUGAUCGCCGUGGCCGAGUAUUUGAACCAACCGCAGGGCGGCCUGCAGAAGCUCCCCAGCCGACUGCCCUACUUCUGCUGGAUGCCCUUCUCCUAUGACACGCCAGGCAAAUAUUUGCUGGCCGUGGCUUAUCAGGCAGGGCCAAUGUUCUCCUAUGCGUACAGCGUGGUGGGCAUGGACGCGCUUUUUAUGAACAUCCUAAACUGCAUAGCAGAGAACAUGGUACUGAUCCAGGGGGCCUUUAAAACCGUGCGCGAAAGAAGCACCCUACACUACUGUGUGGGGGCACUGGCGCCCCCUUGCCACGCAAUUCGCGAGCACCCACUGGUGCUGAGACAAAUGGAUUUGGAGACGAAAAAGAUCAUCAAACACCUGCAAAUCACUCUAAGAGCCUGCAAGCACCUGGAGGGAAUUUACCACAUAAUAACCCUCAGUCAAGUGACUGCCACCUUGUUCAUCCUGUGCACCAGCCUCUACUUGAUUUCCACUGCCUCGCCAUUCAGCAAGCAAUUCUUCGCGGAAUUAGUCUACAUGAUGGCGAUGCUCUUCGAGCUGUUUCUCUAUUGCUGGUUCGGCAAUGAGGUCACUCUAAAGUACGAGCAGCUCCCGAUGCAUAUCUGGGAGAGUCAGUGGCUGGCGACCGAUGACUGUUUCAAGAAACAAAUGAUAUUUACCAUGUUGCGCACUAAUCGCCCCGUUUACUUCACCGCUGGCAAACUGGCCCGCUUGACUUUGCCCACAUUCAUGUCGAUUCUCAAAACGUCCUACUCGAUCUUCGCGCUGAUUAAAAACUUCUCCAAGUAAACCGCUAGUUGAUGACGACCGGAAUUUAAACUGCAAACUGUAAUAGACAUUCUUUAGCAAAGUAUAUACACAAGCAGUUAGUGCCAAUUAACUAGGUAUCCUAUUGGAAUGGUGGAUGAACACCCAGGGUCACAUGGGGUGGAAAAAGAUGCCUUCUAGCUCGCUUUCGCACAGUCGUUUCACCUCCUCUGCAAAAGAAAACUUUUCAAAAUUGAACGCACUCAACCAGCUGAGCCAAUCAGACCGCUGAUGGAAAUUAGGCUGGCGCUCUUCUGUUGCAGCACAAUGUAAAACUCCCGUAGGUUCGACGUUUUACUAAACACCCAGUAAUCAUUGGUGGUUUUCACGAUGUUCUCGCCCGAGGGGCCGAGGAAAUGGCUCGUAUUCUUCAUGUCUGCCAUUAUCCGCAACGAGUCCGCACUACAAGCCACAUUCCCCGUAUGUUUGUUGUCCAAAUGAACCUGAAAACUUGCCGAUUUUAACCCCGGAAACCUCAAUCGAACUGGUUCCUCACCGUGCUUUUACAGGCCAAAUUCAGCUUAUUGAAGUAGAUAAACUUGGGCGAACUUUCCUGAAUGUUUGACGGCGAAACCACCUGCUUUGAACAAUAGUCUGCAAUGCUGUUCACUAUAGGCGACAAUCGCGGGUUUAUGUGCUCAUCCAGGGCCUUGAAUUGAUCCAAUGUUAAUUCGGUUUUACCUAAAAUGCAUUAAAGUUGAGUCAAAUCAAA